UUGUUGCUGCGCGAGGAGAGGCGGGUAAAAAUGUAAACACACAUCCAUCCUGAUGGAGAGUUUGUGUUUGGUAGCUCCUUAGACUUUAUUUUGUUUCUCUUUUGUCAAAUGUAACACUGUAGAGCUGCUCUUCUGUAGCUUCUCUUCACUCUAUUUAUAAUAGAUAUUACUGAAAUACUACUCUACCGGCAUUUUGGUAUUGAACGCUAACCAAACAGCAGCUAACUCGUUAGCCAGCAAGCUAGCUAGCUAGGGUUACAGCUCAGCAGCUACUAUAAAGUAUUAAUGUAUUAGCGUAAGUUAACUGUUUCUACCUACCGUUUACUGAUGCAAUUUGAUGGAGGACUACGACCAGUUUGUUCAGCAUUGUUCCUCCCAUCUGAGGAAGAGUGAGGAGGAAGACAACAAACCUCCACCUGCCUCCUCUCUCAUCCGCUUCUAUGGACGACCCAUCCUUCCUCCCCUGCUCUCAGGGGGGCAGAGAGAGGAGAUGCAGCGACACAGAGAUGCAGAGCAGAAAGCUACUGUCCACAGGAAGAUGAAAGAUGAUUUAAGAAUGGCCUACGUGCAAACUAUCCUCCACAGUGUUCAGCUGAGGAAAACACCAACACUGCAGGAGUUGCUUCAAGAGUCGGAGAUAAAACAAAAAUCUUCACAUUCCUGCAACACCACCGUUGGAUCGGGGUUGCAGAGUAAUUUAUUCAUAGGAACAAAGGAAAGCCUUUCACCCUCACUGCUGUCUGGAGAGAAAGACAAGGAUGGUGUUUAUUUUCCUCCAUUGACAUCAACUACAUAUAGUGCCUAUUUUGCCUCUGAUGUGACAACUCAGGAAAGUUACCAGAAAGAAUGCCUUAUUAAGCAACAUAACAGCCAACAGGUUUCACAGCCAGGCCAACAGUCAGCGUCGUCCGGUUAUGUGACCUUUGAGAAUCUGGAGAACAGCUCCAAUGUCUCUGAAAAGAUUGAUGACGAGAGAGAGAGCUUUGGCUCAUCCGAGGGAGCUUAUCGUAAUAACAUGGGUGGCCUUUUCCUCCAAAACACCUCAAACACAAUCACCAAGAUGCCAGAUAUUAUCAGCCACCCUCCCAUCGAUGGAGAGGAAUUAGAGAGGAGUGGACUAGAAUCAGCAAUUUGUAGUAAUUUUACAUUAAUGAAAGACAUGAGUUGCACCUCGCUCCAGGAGGAUUCAAUCAUAUGUGACCAUUUACAAGAUGGGACAUCUAAAAGCAGUCAUCAAGACAGCACAGAGAGUGGGGAUAACUUUUCAUUUUCUUCAGCUAUUGGACUUGACAAUGAUCAGUGUUUGGACAGAAUUGAGGGCACAGUCUCUUCAUCAGAAAACAGUGGCAUUUCAGACAAUCUGGAGUUAUCACAGAUAUUAAGCGCUCAUCUCAAUCCACAGACAGAGCUAGACAUUCAGCACAACGGCAUCAAAUCCGAACAAGCAGGACACCAUGGAGACGAAGCAAAUCCAACUGAGGAGCCUUAUCGCAUGAGCCUCCAGGCCUUGCUGAAGAAAUCUCAGGAGUACCGGCGGAGCCAGCGAAUGCUUAGGAACCAAGCCAAAAACACUAAAAUGCAGGAGAGGACCCAAGAACAGACGAAAGCAAGGGUGGAGGAGCAGAGCCUCUCUGAUAAGGAGAAUGACGAAUUUCCUUAUAAGGGGACUGUGACCGAUGAGGGGAAGAAAAUGAAGGAGAGGAGAGGCACUGUUAUCUCGUCUGCGGACACGCCAGCACAGAAAUCCUGGGGAAAUGAUACAGCGUUUGAGAGUGAGUUUUUUGGGGAAAAGCCAAGCUUUAAUUUAGAAAGCACACAUUUAAAAGGAGAUGGACAUACUAAUGAAAUUAUAAGUGUUGCGAAGGAAACGGAAAUCAAAAACAACAAGCUGAAUAUUUCACAAGAUGUCAUAGCAGAGCCUAACCAAAUCAGUCCCGCCCCCCAGCAACAGCCCACGUCGACAGAAACCUCGCCCAAUCAGGAAGUCAGUUACUUGACAACCUGUCCCAAAGCUUUUUAUAAUGGGUUGGGGAAAUAUAACACUAUUCCAGCCCCUAAUUUCUGUAUGAGUCCUGUUAAAAGCAAAAGCAUUAUCCAAGAUGGAGAAGCUCUCAAUGGGGCGGAGACCUCAGAGAGGAACGUUUUAGUCAAUUCUGGUUUGAAUGAAAGCCACAAGGUUCAAGACCUGGGAGCUAAAAACAGUCCCACAUUAGUUCCAUUCACUGUGAACAUCACGGAUGAAGGUCGUGUCACAAACGUUUCAGCCAAGAGCUCACAGCACAUAGAUCAGCUCGAGUACGACCUGUCCAGCCUGAAAGUACUGAUCUCAGAUCUGGCGUCCACACUGUCAGAAAACUUGGAAAGCCCUGGCCUAACUGACAGCAACACGCGAAACGAGUUCAGUUUUAACAAACUAAGGCAUGACGAAGAGGUGGAGCAAGACCAAAGACUCGGAGAACAACCGCUAUCAUUAGACAAUUUAAAUCACGUGAUUGAAGAUACUGGAUCUGAGCCAUGCAUCAGUGACACUAAUGAUGUUCUGGCAAAAGAAGCUGUUAAUGUUAGCGAACUCAGGCUAUCCAAAACCUUAGCUACAGAGAGAAGAAAGGACAAAGAAACAUGUCAAGAAGCACUUAAAAACAGUCAUGGACAGCACGGUGGCAACAGAAAGCCCACAGCUAAAUGCAUCCUCUCUGUAACGCAGCGGAUGCGCAUCCCCGACGUCUUCAGAAAUGUUCCGUCCGCAACGACGUCUUCACGUAACGUCUCCGUGCUUUCGGAUUCCAGUAACCUACCGGCGGAGAGAAAGAACGAGGCGACUGCAGAAGGUUACGAUUCCCGCUCACCCUCUCUCAACCAGUCGUAUGACGUAGACGCACCGUCUUGCUUGUGGCUCCACGAAUCGUCAGGGUCCGACAAAAGUCAUCUCUUUCAGGAGAAAAGUCUGACCCCAGAGAGUGGAGGUGAAGGUCAGGACGGAGGAUCCAAGGUCAAACGGAGGCUGCUCAUGCAAAUGACAGAAGAGACAAGGGAGAGGAGUGCAAAGGCCAGCAGGGUGGACGGCUCUGUGAUCAGACCGAACAUCAGCAGUCCCCGAGAUGUGCUGCCUCCAGCUGCAGUGCGCUCAUUCGAAGGCCGUGGCGGUCAGGAAGCGGAGCAGGAGCAGCUGAAACAGGCCCACACUGCUCAGGUCCGAGCGCUGCAGCAGGAGCACCGCAGACAGCAGGAAGAACUGAUGCAGGCGUUGGCAGAGCGCUACCGUCUCCUCCAGAGCGUGUCCUUCCCUUGCUCCAUGUCAAGCUCACGUCCCGGGGACACGGCGACCUUUUCUCUCCUCUCUCAGCCCUGCUGCAGCCUGCUGUCGGAGCGCUGCCGCCCCCUGCUGGCAGCCGCUGUGAAAGGUUUCCUAACUCGCAGGAUGCUGAGGACGGAGAGGGUGGCGCAGCUGGGGCGCACCGUCAGGGACACACACCAGUUCCUGCAGGCCCUCCAGCAGCCGAGCCCGAGCAGCAGACAGGACGUUUUAUUGCAGGAGAGAGUCACUCUGCAGCUGCGCGCCGCACGUUACGAGGUCCAUGACAUAUUCUUCAGCCUGUCAGCCGGGGAGAGGAUGCAGCUGAUUGGCUGGGACAGAGAGCUGGCCAGAGAGAGGGAGCUUAGGCGGCAGAGUGGCCAUCCCAGAGGAAGGAGUUCUCUCUCCGUUGCCACACAGAAAUCACUGGAGAGGAAGAGAGGAAUGAUGAUCCAGAAAAAGGCAGCAGAAAGGCACAAGGGAGUGGUGACGAUGAGUGGACACUGUAGUGGGCUCUCUGCUGAGCAGCCGCCGGAGACCAGGCGAGGACAGUUCAGAGCCAACCCUCAGAGGGUCCCCAAGAGCACUCGCUCCUCCAGACCCCGGUGAAACCGCUUAAUUGGCCCCAGUGUGGACUCCUAAUAAGGCCUCUAGCGAUUACAUAAAUAUUGUAAAUCUAACAAUUUGAGAGGAAUCCAAAUUCAACACAAAGCGAUGCCUGUUGCUGACGAAUAUAUUAUUGCUUUUUCUUAUCUGUGAUGUGAAAUUUCAUCCACUUCAAAACCAGGGUAUAAUACAGUGCUGACAGCCUUCAGUUUGGGUUAAACAUCAGCUGCUCUGUCAGUAACACAAACUCUUCAUCAGGUCUGCUUCCAGUUCUUCUCUCCAAUAUAAGUGUACUAAAGCUGCAGAUAAGUAAGUGGGACAAGUGUUGAGUUGGCAAAAAGAAAACACUUCCCAACCUUAAGCAGAAAAGCGCUGACCAGAAAGAUGCUGUUUAUGAAUUGCUGCAGACAUUAUGUAAUGUCCUAGCAGGAAGAUUGCAGGUGUAAUGAAUAACUUUAACAGAUAGAUAUUUCUGUAAGCCAGUGGUUUCAAACCUGGGGGCCGCAGCAACAAUAUAUUCAGUAUAUGCAACACAAAUUACAGUUUGUUUUUAGACUUCUUUGUGAAUUACUGGAGGAUCUGACCUGCUACUGCUUCUAAAGCUUCACAAAUAAAUAGGAAGGAUCACUAAUUGGCUAUAAGUAGAAAAGAAGAAUGCAAUAGCCCUGAGCGAGCAAACACGACACCAGGAUUCAGGAACUAAAGCUCCUAACUGGAAUGCAGCCAAGACUAAAGUUAUUCAUUACACAUCAAAAUGUCUCGUAUGAAAAAGGAGCUUUUAAUCAGGUUAUAACUCAGCUGUGUUUGCAGUGCUUUUCCAGUUGUCCAAUGGUUCUCUGCUUUGAAGGGUGGAUUUGAACAUUGAAUUAUUUAUUCCCCUCAAAUGUUUGUGCCUAGUUUACCAAAAACAGACAAUCUCCCCAUAUCAAACCCUCUUUGUGUGAUGUGAA
Messenger RNA from Trematomus bernacchii (emerald rockcod), 4848 nucleotides. It is a transcript of the gene cp110, whose product is annotated as centriolar coiled-coil protein of 110 kDa. Gene Ontology annotation, cellular component: centriole. The transcript has 10 exons. Gene Ontology annotation, biological process: regulation of cytokinesis; centrosome duplication; centriole replication. The record is from RefSeq and is a predicted model, not a curated record. The coding region runs from base 338 to 3901 and encodes 1187 amino acids. Lineage: Eukaryota; Metazoa; Chordata; Actinopteri; Perciformes; Nototheniidae.